GGAGGGUAACCACCCUUAUUUUCCUCUUUUAUUUUGUUCGACCGUCCCUCGUACUUCCUGAUGUUGUGCGAACACAAAGCUGCUCUCUUGAGUUCAUUUACAGUUUGUCCUGAUAAUAUGGCCGAUGAAAGAUGCUUUUCGAAAUCCUGUAAUUCACCGCCAGAUGAAGCCAAACUGAGCAACAACAAUCGCUCACCCCAAUUGAUUGACACCUCGUUAAUAAAAGGAGCGAAAAUGAUAACAAAGAAUUAUGGCGUAAUUGUUUUGGCAGUACGCUUGCUGUCAUUUCAGUUUGUUUAACAAUGUCAAUUAAGGACACAUCUAGCACCUAGCAAUUUGGUUGUUUGCGCAGAAACACUCCCCUAAAGAAUGCUGCGCCCAGCUGAAGGGAGUUGCUUAUCAUGAGUUAUUCCCGUGAAAAUGUCCUUACCUAUCUCGCCAUCUAUAGCUAAUGACCUUCUCUCGAGGGUUAGUCAGGUCAUACUACCCGAUGAUGAGAAAUUUUAACAACCGCGAUGCCACCUAAAGAACAGAUUGCAUUUUAUGGCUCUUAAGUCUCACGUGCAAAAACAACAACAUUGUCCGCGGAUCAAAUGAUGGCAAUUUACACAGCGUGAUUAUGCGGUUACCCUGUUGCGUUCUUAACAGGAUAAAGAACAUGAGAUCAUCCUUGACCCGAUCGAAGAUUCUUGAUUUCAUUUAUUCGUCGUAUCCGAAAUAGUACUUUAGAGGCCAAAUCGCGCUUUAAACAAUCGUGAAUUUUCGCGUCUUCGUAAUUCCUCUGCAGUCUUCUUCAGACUAUCCACUCGAUUGUUUCUCUACGUGGUUUGACAGUUAUUGUUUUCGUAAUGACUCUGAUGAAUGACAGCAGGACAUAAUUCGAGAGCAAAAACCCAAGAUACUGGAAAUUCCACCUCUAGACAAGCUCACAGGGUCGGCUCAUCACACACGGUUGGCGUAUCUUUCGUGUCUAAAUUUGCGUUGUAAACACCGCCAGACGCCUAGCCUUCGGGCUGCAAAUCAAUAAACCGGUCAACAGCCGGAUUAUCGUUAGAUGGACCUCUCCGGGUUGUUGUCUCCUAAGGCGAACGCGUUCUCGAUUGCACAUUUGAUAGACGCUUCACAGUUCCCUGAGUUUAUGAACAUCAACAACCAACAGACACAAUCUCCAAUUAUGUUCAACUGGGGAUCCUUCAAACUUACGAAAGAUAUGGAAGAGAGGCUACGUAAUGCGGGAACGGGAAAAAAGGCAGCUAUUCGGCAAAAUUCUACAACCAUUAACAAUGACGCGACAAGAACGACGUCCGAUUUUCGCAGAGUGGACGAACGAUGUUCCUCUUCGUCUACACCUCCAAGCAGUCCACUGUCUUGUUCUUUAGCAAAUGUGAAAGUAGAAAUAGAGAUGAAGAAUUUAUGGGACGAUUUCUACGCCUUGGGCACAGAGAUGAUUGUCACAAAAGCUGGAAGACGCAUGUUUCCGCCGUUCCAGGUGCGUUUACGAGGUUUGGACCCUACGGCUAAGUACAUCCUAAUGAUGGACUUCAUACCAGUGGACGAUAAACGCUAUCGGUACGCGUUUCACAGUUCCAAGUGGCUGGUGGCAGGCAAAGCAGACGCCAGUGUACCCGGGAGAGUACACAUUCACCCUGACUCACCCUGUGCUGGACAGCAAUGGAUGAAACAAGUCGUUUCGUUCGAUAAACUUAAACUCACCAAUAAUCUAAUGGACGACAACGGACACAUUAUACUUAAUUCUAUGCACAAGUAUCAACCUCGUUUUCACGUCGUCCUCGACAACCAAGAGAAGAGUACAAUGAGCAGCGCCCUGGGAGCGAGUACAGAACACGUCAAAACAUUCUUAUUUCCAGAAACGCAAUUCAUGGCUGUGACCGCGUAUCAGAAUCAUAUGAUAACACAAUUAAAGAUAGCUAGCAAUCCAUUUGCCAAAGGAUUUCGUGACUGCGAUCCGGACGACUGUGUAGUGGAAGUAAUAAAACAAAUAGAGCCAGGAUCAGUAAUGCCCACAGCGAAGCCUCGACUUCAAAGUGAGGUGUACCCUCCAAAGUCAUGUAAUUCUAACCGAGAAGAGGGCGACAGUGUCACAGGUACAAUGGCAAAUGUGACCACACCUCUAGUACCCAUGAGUCGCGUUCUUUCUUCUCUGACAGUCCCCUCCAUAACGGUCCCGGCGUGCACCCCUGUCAUGAGUCCAACUAUUACGUCACCGCUAUUCCAUCCUCACCCUACUUCCCCCGGACCAACUACGGCUGUGUACCGAGGAUUCCCGUCUUUACGUGAUCACCGAAGUAUGCCUUAUCCUUCUCCGUAUCUUAGGUAUAAUUCAGGACAGCAAAAUGAAGUAUCUGGUUAUCAAUCCCCGCCAGGAACCAUUUCCAGUCAAUGAUAAAACGCCGACCGAUUAGGGUCUUCGCAAUAAUUUUUAUCUUUAAAUUUAGUCUUUGGACAGCCGUGGAGGAGUGUUGCUUCCUUUGCCUGAAACUCUGCUGACCAAUUAGAGGUUUAAGAGUGCGAAUUCAGAACUUGCAUCGUCCGAAUGUUACUUUGGAAGCAAAAGUAGAGUUCGUGUAAAUGCCUAGAAGAAAAAUUCUAAAGAAAAUUCCGAGACAAAAAAUAUUUUUUCUUCCACGUACAAGAAUGAAAAUAAUUAUUUAAGUGCAUUUUUCUGAUCAGAUUUUGUUUCCACAUUAUAUGAAACUUAAAUUUUAAGUCAAAAUUAUUUCACUCCAUAAUUCUUCAUUUUGACUCACGCUUCUUUGUAUACGUUUUGUUCAUAAUUAGUUACUAGAUACAGAAAACGAAACCUUUGUCUAUGGUUGCACGCUUGAACUUUGUCUACCAACGUUACAAUAAAAAGUGCAACUCGAUACCUUCAUGUAAUGGACCAGGAACUGAUUUCCAGCACAAACAAACAGUAAUCACAAUACACACGAAUAAAGCGAACACACUUUUCCCUGGUUCACUCAGGGUUUACACCAAGAGGAAGUUUUCGGUUUUCUUUCCGACCAAAAACGUAGCUUUACGAUAACUUCCUCUCGAAGGGAGGCAAUGGUGACAUAACGAGGACUCGGGGAACUGAGGUCUUGAAAAUUCUGUCGUCAAACGGUCAAGAGAUCAGUCACUGUCUCCUUGAUUCAUUUCAGUUGGAGUUAAAACUUUACUGUUUUAGAAUUACAAUCGACGGGACUCUUUUUAGUGCUAUCUGUUGAAUUUUAAUAAAUAUAAUUAUCUUGA
Stylophora pistillata is the source of this 3252-nucleotide messenger RNA. Its product is annotated as T-box transcription factor TBX10. Gene Ontology annotation, biological process: positive regulation of DNA-templated transcription; cell fate specification; regulation of transcription by RNA polymerase II. NCBI's taxonomy places the organism in Eukaryota, Metazoa, Cnidaria, Anthozoa, Scleractinia, Pocilloporidae. Gene Ontology annotation, cellular component: chromatin; nucleus. Gene Ontology annotation, molecular function: RNA polymerase II cis-regulatory region sequence-specific DNA binding; DNA-binding transcription factor activity, RNA polymerase II-specific. The record is from RefSeq and is a predicted model, not a curated record.